Microtus oregoni (creeping vole) is the source of this 2639-nucleotide messenger RNA. RefSeq names its product ubiquitin associated protein 1 (gene Ubap1). The coding region runs from base 218 to 1729 and encodes 503 amino acids. The record is from RefSeq and is a predicted model, not a curated record. Gene Ontology annotation, cellular component: ESCRT I complex. Gene Ontology annotation, molecular function: ubiquitin binding. Gene Ontology annotation, biological process: ubiquitin-dependent protein catabolic process via the multivesicular body sorting pathway. NCBI's taxonomy places the organism in Eukaryota, Metazoa, Chordata, Mammalia, Rodentia, Cricetidae. The transcript has 7 exons.
GCAACGGCUGGAAGGAGGAGGGAAGUAGGCCUUCAACAUGGCGGCCGUAGUACUGACGGUGGCCACGGUGACGGUCUGGCCUGGGGCGGAUAGAGUUGGAAUGGGGGUUGUUCGCUCUCCCUAGGGGCAGCGGGAGCCAGGCGGGGACUGAGCCCGGGAGGCCGGGCGGAGCCAGCACCUUUCAGCUUUCUGGACGCCAGCGGCAUUCAGGUUCUAAAUGGCUUCUAAGAAGUUGGGUACAGAUUUUCAUGGGACUUUCAGUUACCUUGAUGAUGUCCCAUUCAAAAUAGGAGACAAAUUCAAAACACCAGCUAAAGUUGGUCUACCUAUUGGCUUCUCCUUGCCUGAUUGCUUACAGGUUAUCAGAGAGAUGCAGUAUGACUUCUCCUUGGAAAAGAAAACCAUUGAGUGGGCCGAAGAUAUUAAGCUAAUCCAAGAAGCUCAGCGAGAAGCAGAGCGGAAGGCUGAGGAUGCGGAAGCUAAAGUGACUUCUAAGAGUGGCCCAGAGGGUGACAGCAAAAUGAGCUUCUCCAAGACUCAUAAUCCAGCCACAAUGCCGCCUCCGAUUAACCCCAUCCUUGCCAGCUUACAGCACAACAGCAUCCUCACUCCAACUCGGGUCAGCAGUAGUGCCACAAAGCAGAAAGUUCUCAGCCCACCCCACACAAAAGCGGAUUUCAAUCCUGCUGACUUUGAGUGUGAAGAGGACCCGUUUGAUAAUCUGGAGUUAAAAACCAUCGAUGAGAAGGAAGAACUGAGAAACAUUCUGGUAGGAACCACUGGACCCAUAAUGGCUCAGUUACUGGACAGUAACUCACCCAGAGGAAGCUCGGGUUCUGUGUUACAGGAUGAGGAGGUCUUGGCCUCCUUGGAGCACGCAACCUUAGAUUUCAAGCCUCUUCAUAAACCCAAUGGCUUUAUAACCUUACCGCAGUUGGGCAACUGUGAAAAGAUGUCGCUGUCUUCCAAAGUGUCCCUCCCCCCUAUCCCUACAGUAAGCAAUAUCAAAUCUCUCUCCUUCCCCAAACUUGACUCUGAUGACAGCAAUCAGAAGACAGUCAAGCUUGCAAGCACUUUCCAUAGCACAUCCUGCCUCCGAAGUGGCACACCCCGGAAUUUCCUGAAGCCUUCCACCCAAAGCAGUGCCAGUGAGCUCAAUGGGGACCAUACUCUUGGGCUUUCCGCUUUGAACUUGAACAGUGGCACAGAGGUGCCAACCCUGAUGACGUCCUCCCAGAUGCCUUCCCUGUCUGUCUUGUCUGUGUGUACAGAAGAACCAUCACCUCCAAAUACAUGUCCCACGGUCACCCCUCUAAAUUUCUCAGUGUCACAAGUGCCCAACAUGCCCAGCUGUCCCCAAGCCUAUUUGGAACUGCAGGCACUGUCUCCAAGUGAGCGGCAGUGUGUAGAGACAGUAGUCAACAUGGGCUACUCAUAUGAUUGUGUCCUGAGAGCCAUGAAGAAGAAAGGAGAGAAUAUUGAGCAGAUUCUCGACUAUCUCUUUGCACAUGGACAGCUUUGUGAGAAGGGCUUUGACCCUCUUUUAGUGGAGGAGGCUCUGGAAAUGCAUCAGUGUUCAGAAGAGAAGAUGAUGGAGUUUCUUCAGUUGAUGAGCAAGUUUAAGGAAAUGGGCUUUGAACUGAAAGACAUUAAGGAAGUUUUGCUAUUACACAACAACAACCAGGACAAUGCUUUGGAAGACCUCAUGGCCCGGGCUGGAGCCAGCUGAGACCAGGCCCUGCCAUGGCCCUGCCACAGCACCACCAUCCCCCAGGAGGCCCUGCAUAGCUCACUCGUGGGCAAGAAGGGACAUGCUUCCAGAUUUUCUUUGGGAAUUAGGCCAGAUGUGAAGAUGACAUUUGCUAGUCUCUGUGAGCCCAGGCCCGAGCUGGGGGAAAGUAGGAAACUUGGGCAUACAAAUGCCCUGCUGGCUCCUUCAAUAUUAAACAUAUCUGUAUUUUGAGAAGUGUCCUUCCCACAUUGGCCUGUCAGAAAGAACACUUGGAUCUUUCUGGGGUCUCUUAUUUCCUCAGCCAAAACCUGGCCUGGCUCCCAAGAGGAGUGGGAAGAAGAGGAGGGGCAUACUGCUGUUUGGGGGCUAGAUGCUUUCCUCUUUGCCACACCACAGGCAGACUGAACUUCAACCAGAGUCGAAUACAAGCGAGAGGUUCUUCCAGGGGCCCAUCUCCCCCAGCAGUCCUUAGUGUUACACUGGUUCUGGAAUGUCUCUGCGGUACAAAAGAUGCACUUUUCCUCAUGGGACAAAGUCUUCUGCUAGGCAGUCCCAUGUGUCCCUGUCCAGACUGUUUCUUGUGGAUUAGACACAGUCCUCUACUGCCCAGGGCAUUGGAGCCCCUGUGCUAGGAAGCUGUUGGCAGUUUGAGUAAUCAUUGCCCCUUCUCAGCUCACUGAGAAAACAGGCCACGACUAGUCACUCAGCACUAACCCCAGUUCUUAAACAGCCUCCUCCAGCCCUGCUUUAGGACGACACAAUGAGUAACACCUAGGCAUAGAAACCACUCUUGGGUUUGUUUGUAUUAUGUUCUACACCAUUAAAGAUAUAAUACAGUCUUGAAUCUAAAAUAAUUUGCUAACUAUUUUGAUUCUUCAGAGAACUACUAAUAAAAACCUAAAAGGUU